AUGUUUGGAAGAAAAGCUUUCAAGCUUGUAACAGAAUUAGAUUUACAAACUAACAUACAACCAUUUAAUGAAGCACUAGUUAAAGAAGUUUUAAACGAGAUGCAAUCUCUCUACGAGGCAAACAUGGCUGAUAGCAAUGCAAUCCGAAAUGAUGAUAACAUGGCACUGUUACCAUCAGUACAAUUGAGACAUAUAGCACUGACAAGAAACAAAAGGUGUAUUUUGGCAUAUAUACACAACAGAAUGAGAAAAUUAAGAGAACUACGAUGGGAACUAGGAAGCAUCAUGCCUCCAGAAAUAAAUUCUAAUUUAUUGAAUGCUGAAAUUCAAUGGUUUCAAUCAUACAACAAAUCCUUAGCUAUAUAUAUGAGAUCCUUAGGAGAAGAUCAAGGAUUUAAUUUAACUGCAAACAUGUUGCCUCCAAAAACUCCUUAUGUAGAGGUAAAAUGUGUUAUGGAUUUUGGGAAAUUGGAACUGGAAGAUGGUCAAGUAAUUUUAUUAAAGAAAAAUACAUAUCAUUUACUACCAAGAGCUGUGUGUGAACCACUCAUAAGACAAGGUAUACUUGAACAUAACUGA
Molecule: messenger RNA, 579 nt
Organism: Habropoda laboriosa
Lineage: Eukaryota; Metazoa; Arthropoda; Insecta; Hymenoptera; Apidae
Product: DNA replication complex GINS protein PSF1-like
Exons: 5
Coding region: 1-579 (192 amino acids)
Biological process (GO): DNA replication; DNA strand elongation involved in mitotic DNA replication
Cellular component (GO): GINS complex
Source: RefSeq, a predicted model, not a curated record